AAUUAAUAUUAUUAUCAUUAUGUGGGAAAUACUAUUUACUGUGUUUGAAUUAGUCUCAGAAAAUAGUCAUGUUCGAAAAUAAUAAUUUACAGCAACUAAUGGUUAAAUUUAUUUGCGUUACAAAAGUAUAUAAAAGCAGAAUAUUUGAACUGCAUUUUUGUGAAAUAAAUAAUUUUCCAGAAGUAGAGCAAUAACUUAAUAAAGCCACUUCUGUAAAACAAUAACCGAACAGCUGAUUUUCUUAAACGCAGCUAAGUUCACACAAAACCAACACGUGUAAGCAAGUUACUAUUGAAGUAAACAACAUUUCAGAAUAAAAUCGCAAAUAUUGUAAACGGAGCGACUAUAUUUAAUUAUUAAAAUGAGCGACUCUGAACUUAGUGAUGGCAUGGAAGAUCUGAAAUAUAUAUCAAGAAGUACGAAAAAGGAAAAUGAAGAACAUGAUCAAAAAAAACAAAAUAUAUCAAAGGAUGCUGUCUCAAUGGACAAAUUCAUAUUUGGUGAUAAAGAGGAAUUGUUACGAAAUUUAGCUGCAGCGGUUGAUGACAACUCAACGAAACCUAGCCAAGAUAAUGUAGAGGAUUUAUUCGAUGGGGAAGAACAAAUUGAUAGCAAAAAUAAGAAAAAAAGCAAGCGCAAACCCGUUUGGGUUGAUCCUGACGAUGAGAAAAUACAACUCGGCAAUGUUAAGCGUCUAAAAAAUUACAAGGCACCUAUGGAUCACUUGCGAAAGGAUAAACCUUACAAGGAAUUUUUAACAAAUCGCUUUACUCGUAUAGUGUCACAACCAAAAUGGGCUUCAUUGGAUCGUAAAACAGAAGACGCUGAUUCAGAUGAUGACGAAAUGCUAAGAACCGUUGGACAUACGAAAACUAGAUCUAGGGGAUCAUUAAAUCCUGAUUAUAUUGGCUGUAAAUAUUUAAAAAAUUUGAAUCGUGCAAAUACCGUUGAAGGUAUAAUAUCCAGUAUACAAUUUCAUCCCACAAGCAGAGCAGCUUUAGUUGCUGGCUAUAAUGGUUCCUCCACCAUAUAUGCCGUAGACGGCAUUGAAAACGAAAAGCUGCAUAGCAUAUUUUUUGAUAAAUACCCAAUAAAACGUGCUCAAAUAAAGCCUUGUGGCACUAAGGCAUUGUUCACUUCAAAUAAACAUUUUUAUUAUUCAUACGAUUUAUUAACAGCCCAAGAAAGUCGCCGUUUUAUGCCGCAGGGAGUACACAAAAUAAAAAAAUUUAGAAUUUCUCCAUGCGGGAGAUAUUUGGCUGUUAUUGGUUUUAUGGGUGCAGUACAUCUAUUCGAACUUGAAUCGAAUGAACUAAUUCACUCAUUUAAACAAGAACAUACAGCUUCUGAUUUGCGGUUUACAGCUGACUCUAGCCGUAUCGUUUGUAAUUCAAUAUCAUCUAAUAUAAGUGUAUUUUCAUUGCGGCAACAGCGUACUGAGCAUGUAUUUGUGGAUGAUGGUUGCAUUAGAGGAUCUGUAAUGGAUUUAUCGCCUGACCAACGCUUACUUGCAACAGCAAGUCAGGAGGGUGUUGUCAACGUAUAUAAUUUCGAUACAGUGCAUGCUACAAGUGCCCCCACACCCUUAAAAAGACUAUUCAAUUUAACCACUAAUAUAUCUGAUAUUAAAUUUAACCACACUUCAGAGUUGUUGGCUAUGUGCUCCGGAUUGGUGCCUGCAGCAGUAAAAUUAUGCCAUUUUCCAAGUGGGACAGUAUAUUCUAACUUCCCUGAUCCAAGUCGUCGCAUAGGAGCGGUGCGUACAAUAGAGUUCUCACCAUCAAGCGGUUAUUUGGCUCUAGGAUGCUGGGAUAAAAAAGUACCACUAAUACGAUUUAAAUAUUUCAAGAGUUAUUAAGAUAUUAAGUUUCAUUUUUUGACCUAAAUUGGUGAUAAAUAUACUUUAUACACUAAAACAUGCGAAAUUA
Teleopsis dalmanni is the source of this 1928-nucleotide messenger RNA. It is a transcript of the gene wcd, whose product is annotated as U3 small nucleolar RNA-associated protein 18 homolog. The record is from RefSeq and is a predicted model, not a curated record. The transcript is spliced from 4 exons. NCBI's taxonomy places the organism in Eukaryota, Metazoa, Arthropoda, Insecta, Diptera, Diopsidae. Gene Ontology annotation, cellular component: small-subunit processome; Pwp2p-containing subcomplex of 90S preribosome. Bases 362 to 1858 code for a protein of 498 amino acids. Gene Ontology annotation, biological process: rRNA processing. Gene Ontology annotation, molecular function: protein binding.